This is a messenger RNA of Momordica charantia (bitter melon), 2816 nucleotides long. RefSeq names its product Calcineurin-like metallo-phosphoesterase superfamily protein. The record is from RefSeq and is a predicted model, not a curated record. Gene Ontology annotation, molecular function: hydrolase activity. NCBI's taxonomy places the organism in Eukaryota, Viridiplantae, Streptophyta, Magnoliopsida, Cucurbitales, Cucurbitaceae.
UUACAUUAUAUUUAAAUUGCCCAUGUAGAACUCUAACAUUUUCUUCAUAUAUAUAUAUUUUUUAAGACUGAUGGGUCAAAGUAUACAUUCCCUCCUUGUUUUGCCAAAAACCCAUAUCAUAAGAUCGCUGUGGGCGAACGAACAAUGGAAUUUUGAGCACUGAAGGAGCGAAAUCGGCUGCAGAGCGGAUGAAGAUGAACAUCUUCGUUCUUCUAAUCUUAUUUUGCUUUGCCAUUUCUUCUUCCCUUGCAAUAGCAGCUGAAAAUGGAGGAUCCUCUUAUUCAAAACCCAGUAAUGGGAACAACAGAACAAUCGUGGACGCGAAGGGGGCGCCACAAUCUGUAAUUUGGGUGGUUCAGCUCUCUGAUCUCCAUUUCAGCGUUCACCACCCGGACAGAGCUCUCCACUUCAGGGAUUUAGUUGCCCCUGCUCUCGCCAUGAUCAAUCCUUCUCUGGUUCUUAUCACUGGUGAUCUCACAGAUGGAAAAAGCAAGGAUUUGUUAACCAUGAAACAAAAUGAGGAGGAAUGGAUGGAAUAUCAAAAUGUAAUGGAAGAUGUUAUAACAAGAAGUGGACUAGACAAGAGCAUCUUCUUUGACCUUAGAGGAAAUCAUGAUAAAUUUGGUGUUCCAUAUGUUGGUGGUUCAUUUGACUACUUUUCAAAGUAUAGCAUCAAUGGGCWGCUGRGCCGAAAUGCAAAUGUGUAUAGUGUUACUGUUCAGGCUGGUCAACAUAAAUACCUCUUUGUUGGAUUUGACAGCACCAUGUCUGUUGGUUUGAGAGGCCCAACAAAUCUCCUUGGGCAUCCAACUGAUCAGCUAUUAACUGAGUUAGAUUUGGAGCUCUCUCAAUGGGAUUCAUCGACGACCGAUCCAGUAACUAAGAUUUCUUUUGGCCAUUUUCCUCUCUCAUUCACAGCUUCCUCCCUCUCUGGAAAAAAUCUAAGAGAUAUCUUUCUGAAACAUUCUCUAUCUGCUUAUUUGUGUGGACAUCUCCAUACAAGGUUUGGUAAAAAUUUGAAGAGGCAUCAUCAUUCAAAUUCUAGUAUUUUGUCACAGAAGUUUUUCCAGUUUAAUAUGCACCAGAUGUCUUCUGGAAGUACCACCAACUGUUCGUUUGAAGUGGAACCAGUUCAAGAAUUUUGGGAGUGGGAGAUGGGCGACUGGAGGAAGAGUAGAGCAAUGCGAAUUUUGGCCAUUGAUAAUGGUCGUGUGUCAUAUCUUGACAUUGACUUCAAGUCUGAAACUAAGAAAACUAUUUUGUUGCCCACAUUUCCAUUAGAUUCUCGCUUCAUGUCAAGGUAUUCAUUGCCUCACAAUUAUAAAUGUCAGUUGAUCGCUCCUUCAUCUUAUCAGUUGAUAAGAGCACUGGUUUUUUCAAUUUCUCCUAUCGUAUCUGUUGUGGCUAGAAUAUAUGACUCUAGUCCUGGAGUCCUCAGUUUGAUCCUAGAAGAAUCCAUGAGUAAAUCGUUGGCAGAUAAUAUCUCAAGGGGAGAUCUUUAUACUGCUCCAUGGAAUUAUAAAGCCUUUGAAGACCCAUCUCCUGAUAGAUAUUAUCUGCAAAUAGAAGCAACUGACAUUGCAGGAAGGUCAACUUUAUCCGACCUGAGGCCAUUUUCUAUCAAUGGUCUCACUGCAAAAGUGUCCUGGACAUGGAGUGAGUUCAAGGUUAUGGGAGUUCAAUGGGCUGCCUUGUACUACCCUGUACUCUGGUCUUCUCUGUUUAUCAUGCUUUCGAUGCUUAUUCUUCCAAAAGCGAUCCUUAUUUAUUCCAAGAAGCAGUACACUUUCAACAAUUUCAAGGCGAAUAAAAGCUUCCUAAAUGGCACAGCAUGGGUUAUACAAGAGCUCAGCAACGUUCCCAUGGCAUGGCUCUGCAUGUUAGGUUACUUAAUCUACCUUAUAUCCUUCCCAUGGUUUAUUGGGCAAGUUCUCACAGAUGGCGAGGAUAGGGGAUACAUGACCUAUAUGGGAUGGGUUGUCAAAACUUCAACUGAAACGGACAAACAUAAAUAUAUUGGUUCUCCAGAUAUAAUGGUGGUGGUUCUUUCCCAUCUUCUUUUUGUGAUUUACCCUGCUAUUUUCAUCACGGUUGCUUUUGCUGCCGAACGAGGAGUCUAUGGGGAGUAUUUCCUCUCUCUUUUAGCAAAGAAAGAAGAUGAUUAUGGUUACAAUAAUAAGAGGCCUGAAUCGUUUGAUUUCAAAAGCAGUGGGAGACUUAAUUUUUGGUUUAGAUGGAGGUGGAUUCGGAAGGGUCUCCUGAUCAUUUGUGCAGUAAUAUGUUGGAAGCAUUUUUUGAAUUGCAGGGCUGUUAUGAAGGCUUAUGAGAUGAAUCCAUUUCUCCACUUUCCUGUGUACUGCUUCGCAACACCAGUGUUGUUGGCUUAUGUUGCUUACCAAACCAGAGGCAUCAACUGACCAUUGGCCGCUUGAUUUAGACUAGCUUUUAAUCUGCUUCAACUAUAUUCUGCUCUAGAAGCAAUGAAACAUCAUCCGAUACAGCCAUACACAGCACUCAACAGAAUGCUUUUCCUAACUUAUAGGGGUAAGCACAGAUUAAAAGGAACAUAAUUCUUGGUUAUAAUGCUCAUUGUGUUGCAGAAAAUGGGUUGAAAUCCAAAUGAGAAUCUAGGGUUGGUAGAAGAGAUAGUGCCAUCUUUUAGAUUUUGCUGUAUGUUUUUUGUAAGUUAGUUUUAUUCCAUAAAAUUCUGUCUCAUCCUCUUUGAUUACUAUAGGUUGGUUUGGUAGUUCUGUUAUUUUUAGAACAAAUUUUUGGGUGGUUUUGUUAGAGUAAACAUCUACUUUCUUGUAGUGGUA